GCUGCUCCGGCCUGGCGCUCCCAGCGCAGCCCCAGCGGCUGCUUUGGGGCUGGCGGCACCUGCCCGGCGCUGGCCAUGGGGCGAGUGGCGGCCGCUGGGGCCGUACUGGUGGCACUGGUGGUGCUGGGAGCCCCCCCUGGGGCGGGCGCGGAGCUCUCGGAGGUGUUCCAGUAUAUGGUAAAGCGCGAGUGUCGUUUUAUUAACGGCACAGAGAAGGUGAGGUUCUUGGUGAGGUACUUCUACAACCGGAUGGAGGAAUUGAGGUUCGACAGCGACUUGGGGCAGUACGUGUGGUUCACCCACCAUGGGGAGAUACAGGCCCGGUCCUGGAGCAGAGACCGGGAAUGGAUGCAGUACAUACGGACCGCGGUGGAUUGGUGCUGCCGGUACUACUACACGCAGAACGCCACUUUCCUCCUGAAGCGCAGAGUGCCCCCCAGCGUGUCCAUCUCGCUCGUGCCCUCGAGCUCCCAGCCCGGCCCCGGCCGCCUGCUCUGCUCCGUGAUGGAUUUCUACCCUGCCCACAUCCAGGUCAGGUGGUUCCAGGGCCAGCAGGAGCUCUCGGAGCACGUGGUGGCCACCGACGUGGUGGCCAACGGCGACUGGACCUACCAGCUGCUGGUGCUGCUGGAAACGCCGGCCCAGCGCGGGCUCAGCUACACGUGCCAGGUGGAGCACGUCAGCCUGGAGCAGCCGCUGAGACAGCACUGGGAGAUGCCGCCGGACGCCGCCCGCAGCAAGAUGCUGACGGGGAUCGGGGGCUUCGUCUUGGGCUUGGUCUUCCUGGCGCUGGGGCUCGGCUUCUACGUGCGCAAGAAGCUCCUGAGCCGGCAGCGGCCGCAGCCCCUGUGCUUUGGGCACGGCCGCUCUCUCGCUCUCUCGCUUUCCUUCUCCCCUCACCGCCAUCAGCGCGGCCCGCAAGGAGAGAGGAGCUGCGGCUGCAACUUCGGCCCUGCCGGGACCUCGCACCAGGAGCGGCUUCUGCUUCUGAUCGGGAAUUUUCUUCUUUUUGGGACUCUCUGAAAGCUUUGACAUGGAUUUGAACGCUUGGGACUCUUUGCCUUUCGAGACUGAUGUGCCCUUAGAAUAAAGGAAUUUAUAAC
This is a messenger RNA of Catharus ustulatus (Swainson's thrush), 1103 nucleotides long. Its product is annotated as class II histocompatibility antigen, B-L beta chain-like. Gene Ontology annotation, molecular function: MHC class II protein complex binding. Bases 76 to 1023 code for a protein of 315 amino acids. The record is from RefSeq and is a predicted model, not a curated record. The transcript is spliced from 5 exons. NCBI's taxonomy places the organism in Eukaryota, Metazoa, Chordata, Aves, Passeriformes, Turdidae. Gene Ontology annotation, biological process: antigen processing and presentation of exogenous peptide antigen via MHC class II; immune response; positive regulation of T cell activation. Gene Ontology annotation, cellular component: MHC class II protein complex; membrane.